UCGCUGCGCGGUGAGCCUAAUCUGAGGCUGAGUGAGCGGCGUGAAUCACAGCCGCCUGUUUCUGUCGACAUUUAAGUCUCGAGUUGCGUCUACCUUGCAUCGUUGGUUUUGUUAUAACAAAACGUUUAGUUGAAAAUUAAAUAUGCCUGCACAGCCAACAUUGGACGCCUGGCUUGGGUCCAGAGCGCCAAAGCAACAACAAUCACAAGAUGGACAGCGCACAUCACAAUCACCAAUGCCACAGAGACAGUCAUCGCCGGAUUGGAAUACCCAGUCGACAGAGGCUUCACAGACACAGUCGCAAGCUUCACAGAUACCAUCGUCACCAGCUCCGAGCGCAGCUUCAAGAACAAACUACCAGGCACGCAGAGAGGCAUUGGCCGCUACAGCCGCAGAAACACGCACCGUCCUUCCUGAUAUCCUGCGCAAAUUGCCCAAUAUUCAGGCCGCAAAGGCAGAAGCCCUAUUUCUCGAUCGACUAGCACCGCUAGAUCCAGCAGACUGUCCAGGACACACCAAGACGGCCAUCAGCGUCAUCAACGAAGACACAUUCAACGCAGCCAUCGCCCUCUCCGCAUCAUCUCCUUCUCCUUCUUCCCGCGUCGCCGUGCUCAACAUGGCCAGCCACUCCUCUCCCGGCGGCGGCUGGAUCCGCGGCGCAUUCGCCCAGGAGGAAAUGCUGUGUUAUCGGAGCUCACUCUCACUGUCCCUCCACCGGCGGUACUAUCCAUGGAAGCAGCGCAUGGGGCUUUACACAGGCGACGUGGUGAUUAUCCGCUCUGACAUGCCCUCUGGACACAGACUGAUGGGACACUUGACGCCGGAUCAGCUUCCCGUGGUGAGCGCAGUGAGUAUAGCGGCGCUACGAACACCCGCGGUUACAACGUCGACCGUGAGAUUGGCGGAUGGGACGACGGUGGAUGAGGAGAUGUAUGCGCGGCCACAGGACCGGGACCUGACGAAGGAUAAAAUGAGGCUGUGUCUAAGGAUAGCGGCGAAGAGAGGCCACGGGAAAAUAGUACUGGGGGCACUAGGGUGCGGCGCGUUUAGGAAUCCGCCGGGCGAGGUGGCUCGGUGCUGGCGAGAGGUGUUUGCUGAGGCCGAGUUUGAUGGCGGGUGGUGGGAGAGUGUGGUGUUUGCGGUGUAUGAUACCAAGGGGGAGGGCAACUUUGCUGUAUUUGAAGAUGUUUUGGGUGGUGUGGAGGUGUAAAGGGUUUGAUGAUGUGAUUUGUAUUAUGAAGAAAUCGGGUAGUGGUUUCAGGGGAUUGCAUAGCAUAGCGAGCAUUAUAUAUGAGAAGUGCGCUGCCAAGCAGCUUCUGUUUGUUUGUUAGUUGGCCUCUAAGUCUAUCUGUAUAUAUGAUUAUACGAUUGGACUGUUUUGUCGCUCAUGACAGUCAGUGAGAGUCAGCAUUUGCUUGUGAGUUGCUACUUGCUCGGUCAACGACCGAGAGAAGUUGUCGAUCACCAAUCUGUUGCAGAAGAACACUCUGAGGAUAUAUAGCUACACUCUAUUUACUGAACUAUGGCUCGAUUGCACUGGGCGACCGACCACCUGCACCUGCAUGUUUCACACUAGCAACUAUACCACUACGUUGUAUCGUUUAUGUGAAUGAUUUACCAGCUCUCCAAUGGGCUGUUUCUCCAAUACCUUAAACCUCCCCCGCAUACCGCCUUAUGCGUGUCUUGGCCCGCAAACGUCAUGCGCCACGCUUCCUACGCCAUCACUCUACUUCCCAAAAAUAUCAUAGAAAAAUCCCCUCUAAAUAGCCCCAGCUGGAACCUGCAC
Messenger RNA from [Torrubiella] hemipterigena, 1786 nucleotides. Lineage: Eukaryota; Fungi; Ascomycota; Sordariomycetes; Hypocreales; Clavicipitaceae. The record is from the annotation of a GenBank genome assembly.